AGAUUUUAAAUUUUCAAAAACAUAAAAUUGGAUCCGGUAGGAAACCAAUCAGCCCCUUAUUUAUAUAUAUAUAUAUUUAUAUAGUGCCUGUUGCAGCUUUUUUCUUUAUUCAAAAAAAGAAAAAGAGGGGAGAGCAAAAAUGGCUGGGUACAGAGCCGAGGAUGAUUACGAUUACCUCUUCAAGGUGGUUCUCAUCGGCGACUCUGGUGUGGGCAAGUCCAACUUGCUCUCCAGGUUCACCAAGAAUGAGUUCAGCCUCGAGUCCAAGUCCACCAUUGGAGUCGAAUUCGCUACUCGGAGUUUAACCGUCGAUGCCAAAGUCAUCAAGGCCCAGAUUUGGGACACUGCUGGCCAAGAAAGGUAUCGGGCUAUAACAAGUGCUUACUACCGAGGAGCUGUUGGGGCACUUCUAGUAUACGAUGUCACUCGGCAUUCCACAUUUGAAAGCGUAGAAAGGUGGCUGAGAGAGCUGAGAGAUCAUACGGACCCCAACAUUGUUGUCAUGCUCGUUGGCAACAAAUCUGAUCUUCGUCACCUUGUGGCUGUCUCCACUGAGGAUGGCACAUCCUUUGCAGAAAAGGAAUCUCUCUACUUCAUGGAAACUUCUGCACUCGAAGCAACCAAUGUGGACAAUGCAUUCUCGGAAGUCCUCACUCAGAUUUAUCACAUAGUAAGCAAGAAAGCCAUGGAAACUAACAACGAUGGAGCUGCUGCUGCUGCCAUUCCUUCCAAAGGAGAGAAAAUCGAUGUCAGCAAAGAUGUUUCAGCUGUGAAGAAAGGUGGUUGUUGUUUGAGCUAGGUCUUGAAAAACCCAGAUUAGAUAAUCAUGUGGCCAGUUAUUGUUGCCGAAUAGAAUUCUUUGUACACCAUUAUGGUUGUGUUGGAAGUCUUCAAUAGGAGAGAGUUAGACGGGCACUGAUUUUUAUUGUGAUUCCAUUUUUCAUUUGAAAUUGCGGAGUACCAAUACUUGAUUCAACAGAUGACAGAGAGCUUGUUUAGGAACAAGUUGUUAAGCCAUUGCGAUCUCCUCUUACAUGAUAUUUAUUGUUGUACGAAAUAUUUGUAGUUUGAAAUGAUAUUGUCAGACCUAUUUUUCAAAAUAUAAAGUUAGUUUGGCAGAUCUUAA
Messenger RNA from Humulus lupulus (European hop), 1126 nucleotides. Its product is annotated as ras-related protein RABA1c. Gene Ontology annotation, cellular component: endosome. The record is from RefSeq and is a predicted model, not a curated record. Bases 140 to 799 code for a protein of 219 amino acids. Lineage: Eukaryota; Viridiplantae; Streptophyta; Magnoliopsida; Rosales; Cannabaceae. Gene Ontology annotation, molecular function: GTPase activity; GTP binding. The transcript has 2 exons.